CGAAUCCGCAGCCAGCGAGAGAUGCUGAGAGGACGGCUCGAAGAACGGGGCAUUUAAUAAAUGUUUACGUCCUGCUUUUCCCCCACAUGCCAGGACGAACAGAUGCUCAUGAUGGUCAUUGUGGAGAAGCUGUCUGCGGUUGCUUGUGGAUCGUCAACAUGAUUUUAAGCGUAUUUUGCACCAGUCUUUAACCACACCCGGCCUCGGCGCUUUCUGGAUUACAGGGAUUUGCAGCUAGCGCGACUCAUCGAGGAGGCAGUGUAGGGCCCUGAUGCCAGGCCCAAGCCCUAGCUGCUGGACUUAAGGGCAGAGGUGGGAGCAGUCCGGAGUCAGGAUGAGUGGAGGGCUGGAGCAAGCUGACAUCCUGUCUGCAGCCGUGUUCGUCAAGGAAAGAUGGAAAGUGCUGAAGAAAAUCGGUGGCGGGGGCUUUGGGGAGAUCUACGAGGCGCUGGACCUGCUGACCCGGACCAGUGUUGCACUUAAAGUGGAGUCAGCCCAGCAACCAAAGCAAGUGUUGAAGAUGGAGGUGGCUGUGCUGAAAAAACUACAGGGUAAGGACCAUGUGUGCCGCUUUGUGGGAUGUGGUCGCAAUGACCGCUUCAACUAUGUUGUCAUGGAGCUUCAGGGUCGUAAUUUGGCGGACCUGAGGAGGAGUAUGAACCGUGGAACAUUUACGGUCAGCACCACACUCAGACUGGGCCGGCAGAUACUGGAAGCCAUCGAGAGCAUCCACUCUGUUGGCUUCCUACAUCGAGACAUCAAACCAUCCAACUUCGCCAUGGGCCGUUUCCCCAGCACUUGUCGGACCUGCUACAUGCUGGACUUCGGUUUGGCACGCCAAUUCACUAACGCAUGCCAGGAAGUCAGACCGCCUCGUCCUGUGGCAGGGUUUAGGGGCACAGUACGAUAUGCUUCCAUCAAUGCUCACAAGAACAAGGAAAUGGGCAGACAUGAUGACCUGUGGUCUCUGUUCUACAUGCUGGUGGAGUUCUUGGUUGGUCAGCUGCCUUGGAGAAAAAUCAAGGACAAGGAGCAAGUGGGGAAGCUGAAAGAGACUUAUGACCAUCGCCUCAUGCUGAAGCAUUUGCCCCCAGAGUUUAGUGUCUUUCUGGACCACAUUAGCAGCUUAGAUUACUUUACCAAACCAGACUAUCAGCUUUUGAUGACAGUUUUUGAAAACAGUAUGAAAACCUAUAAUGUAGUGGAGAAUGACCCAUACGACUGGGAGAGGACAGGCACAGAUGGCUCUCUGAGCAUGAACACGGCCGCCAACACGCCUCAGCACCACACACGCCUCACGCCAGCCCACAUGGGCAUGGCAAAUGCCUCUCUUUUGCCUGGAGAUCUUCUGAAGGAGAACACGGAUGAAGUCCUGCAGGAUGAGCAGCUGAGUGACGGAGACAAUAACCCUGCUCCAGAGCGCCUGCCAGACUCUCCCAAGCUGCCUGUGAGAAACCAGGAAGCUGAUGUGUGGGAGGAUUUGAACCGCAAUCGCAUCCGCCUCACUGGUUGGAAGGGGCCCACAGAAGAGGAACACAGUAACCGAGGCAGUCCGAGCCCUCACGCUGGCUCUCCUGUGCGGGUGCGUUCUGAGGUGAUGCCCUCAGAUAAAGAUGCUCCUCUCCUAAGGAAACUCCGCAACAUCCACAGCUUUGAGCUGGAGAAGAGACUAACCUUAGAGCCCAAGCCCAAUACAGAGAGGUUUGUGGAGGCAUGCGGUACAGGGAAGCAAGCAUCUGGUUUGGCACAGGAGAAGGAGGGCAACGUGGGUGGGGUCCCGGCAGUGCCCGCUGUUGCUGUUCGAAGUGAGCGAGUGUGGCACUAUGAUGAGGAGCUUCUCUCCUCACCUAAACCUGCCUCCCCUGGCUCUCCAGAGCAAGGCGACGGUGCAGCCAGCAGCGGCUUCGUGGCCCUUAACCUGAGCUCGGGCCGGCAAGAUGUGGACUCGCGUGACUGGGUGAUGGUGGAGCGUGCUUCUGAGCUGCAGGACUUCCGUGAGGCGGCUGGCAGCAGCCCUGGACCUGAAGCUAAACUGACCAGCAGUCCUUCAGAGGAGCCGGAGGAAGAGCCUGAGGUGCUGCAGCCAAUGGAUGAGUCUCCAGAUAAGGAACGGACCACCCCCAGCCCUGCACAGGCUGACCUUUUAGCCCCUGUGGCUUCAUCACUGGCCCCUCCCAGAGUGGAGAGGCUGGAACUGAGUGUGGGGCCUGCAGGCGGUCUGCCCCUAGUCACCCCCACCAGCCCUGCUGAAGCACUGGCCGAGGGGGCACUCACACAGCUCCCCACCUCCCCCCCAUCUCUGCCUGAGGAGGUACUGGUCCGGACCAGCAGCCCGCUACUCCUGCGCUCCCCCAGUCCUCACACCGUCCUCACCACGCUGUCGGACCCCCUGCAGCAACGCUCUCCGCCGGCCCUGCGCCGCAGCCAGUCUGCAGACCACCAUCACCACUACCCUUCCUCCUCUUCUUCCUUGUGCCACGCUUCCCAGCCCCGCUCCACCCGGUCUCCUGGCCACAGGAAGCUGCCGGCCAUCCCGCCUGGUGCCGCCCACACCAAGUUCCCUUCAGUCAUACGCAUCACCCGUGCCCAACUGCAGCAGCUGACAGCUCAGCGUCCCUCCGUGUUAUCCUCACAAUCAGCGUCUGACAGUGCGCCACAAUGCCCCCUGCUGGAGAAACAUCAUAAUGGUGAUGCCCUGCCACAAGACAUUACAGCAGACAUCCAUUCCCCUCAGGAGCAGCCUCGCUCCCAUCCUGCCAGCCCCUCCAGUGCUGGGGCAGCACAACUGACAAAUGGGGAUAAACCUCCACAAGUACCCAGCCCAGUGCCAAGCCUGGAAAGCCCACCCCACUCACCCCAAAGUCACGUGCUAAUGAAUGGUCACUCCCCUCCUACAGACACCCCUCAAGAAGAUCUGCUGUGUGAGAUAAAGGACCCCGACAGGGACUCCGGCUGCCCUGAUGGUCCUACAGAACCCAACCAGCGCCCCCCACUGGAAGAGAACGGAUCUUCUCCUGCCCAAAGCGCUAGCCCAGCCCCUGGCCACCGAAUCAGCCGCAUCCCUGUGCUGGAACUAUCCAGCCUGCUGCAGGAUGUGCCUCCAGGCUCCGCUAAAGAGAAGCUUCUGCAGAAGAGAGCUCAGCACUUACCCACCUCGCCCUGCGCCUCACCCUCACUCUCUUCAGACAGGCGGGCCAUCCUAGCAGCUGUCCAGCGUGACCCCCUCUCUUCUGCCUCUGACCGUUCUCAGGAUGACGAGUCCCUCCCAGGCUCGCGUUCGGACCGACAGGGAGACGACGCCCCCUCGCUCUCAUCCUCCUCUAGCCCACUGUCACGCAAGAGUAAGAUCCCCCGACCUGUGAUCCCUGCUUCCUCCCAGGAGGCACAAGCUAGCCAAUUCUUGCCCCGCCCGCCACCUGGCAAACCACCCAUUCGCCCAGUCGUGGAUGGCAGGCUACGGCGAUACAGGUUUCGUGCGGGUAGCACCAGUGACUCAGACCUGCUGACCUGUCUGGCUCAGCUGAUGCAGAGCAGUUCAGGCCGCGCCUCCUCCCCACACGGCUCGCAGCCUACGGGUCCCAGGCUGGUGUGUGUCGGCCACUCAGCCACUCCUCACCACCACCACCAUCAUCACCACCAGCGCAGCUCCAGCGCCUCUCCCCGCAGCUACUCAUCCCUGCAGCGCUCCGGCAGCUCCUCGCCAUCCCGCCACGAGCCCCGCCCCGCCUGCACAGGACGCAGCCGCUCACCCCCCAGCUGCUCCGGCUCUCCACCCAUGCGGCGCACGCACACCCACACCCCCCUGCAUUCGCCCCGAGCCAAAGCCUGCAGCCGCGAGCCCAAAUGCUCCAGCAAGCUGAGCAGAUAGUCAGCCAUCCCCUUCCCAGCACCGCCCCCCGAAAAAGCUCCUCUCGCUCGAAUCACCAGCGGACCAGCACAGGAGAUAGAUGCUAGUGGGAUCUGGAGCAAUGGAUCCUUGUGCUUGCUCUCGCUCCAGUAACAGUAUAGCUUAAAAACAAUAUACAGUACUGUGCAAAAAUCUUAGGCCACUAAGAAAACUAAAUUUAUAGUUUAUAGAAUUAUUUAUCAGGAAAAAAGCUUUUGUUCGCUCAGAAGAAAACUAACAGAAUAAAUACUAAUAAACAUUCAUAUGAUAAAUUGUCAAUGUGUUAGCAUAACAAUGUGCAAACAGGUAGUCAAAACUUCAUUUAAGUUAACUUAAAAUCACUUAAGUUCACUUAGUUAGUUAAACAUAACAAAUACAGUAUGAUGAUGAAUCCAGGCGGUGGUUGGGGUUCUUAGAGGAGAACUGUAACCAACUUACAAGAUACCAAUAUCUUUUUGAAAAGUUUGUGUUACUUUUUGUUGUAUUAAUCUUUAUUUACAUUAAUGCUAAUGUUAAAUGGUGGUUUUAAUGAACAAAAACAUACUCUCUUCCCGGAUUUCCCAGUUUUAAACAACUUUCUUGGCCACCCUAAGACUUUUGCACAGUAAUGCAUUUCAUAUACAGUAUCCCAUCUUACUACCACAGCUCUACAGUGUUCUACUCAUUAGUUUUGAAGCCGCUUCCUGUGUGCCAUUUAAGUUAGAGCAGUGAUACUCAGUUUAGGACCCCUGUCCUGCAUGUUUUAGUGUCUUUCCUGUUCUAAAGGCAGUGUGGUAUGGCACGGUACUAUUACUACAAACUCAGAACAUCCAUACUCUGGAUGAGUACCUAUGUCUAUUUCCCAUCGCAUCGCAGAAACGUGAAUGUAGGCAGGGUUCUGUGGAGGUCACAUAAUUUGUCAAACAACAGUAGUGUUAACAGUUAAUACAGACAUCAGUAGCAACUGUGGACAAGCUUCAGGUUCUGAUAUGCUGCACCUUUAAUUCGGCAUUUGGUUUUAUGUGUAAGUCACAGACAGCGAUUGUGACUAGCUUAUGGUUU
This is a messenger RNA of Colossoma macropomum (tambaqui), 4927 nucleotides long. It is a transcript of the gene ttbk2a, whose product is annotated as tau tubulin kinase 2a. Gene Ontology annotation, cellular component: cytoplasm; ciliary basal body; nucleus. The transcript has 16 exons. Lineage: Eukaryota; Metazoa; Chordata; Actinopteri; Characiformes; Serrasalmidae. Bases 335 to 3868 code for a protein of 1177 amino acids. Gene Ontology annotation, molecular function: ATP binding; protein serine/threonine kinase activity. The record is from RefSeq and is a predicted model, not a curated record. Gene Ontology annotation, biological process: peptidyl-serine phosphorylation; cilium assembly; signal transduction.